AAUAUCUGAAAAGCUGCAACCCUCUCUCUUUCUCUCUCUACCUCUCCAGCUCCAGAGGAGUACCACUGCAUGACAUUUCUAUUCACCUCUCUGUCUCUCUCUCUCUCUCUCCUUGUGCUAGCACAGUGUUUAACUUCAGUUCAGUUCGCUUGCCCCUGGAGAAACAAAAUCUGAUGAUCUCCUCCUCCAAAUACCAGUCUCCCAAAAAUCACAAUAUUAAUUUACAAGCAGCAGUUUCUCAGGAUCUCUAAUUUUCACCGUUCUCCAAUCUUGAUCAGGAACUCCAAAAAAAACCCUAAAAGAGGUCUCACUUCCCAUGGAAUUUCUCACACCACAACCCAACCACAGCUCCACAAACACCGUGACCACCACCGCGACUCCGCCUUCGGCUCCCACGAGCCGGUACGAGAACCAGAAGCGGCGUGACUGGAACACCUUCUGCCAGUACCUACGCAACCACCGCCCCCCGCUCUCCCCUUCCCUCUGCGGCGGCCCCCACGUGCUCGAGUUCCUCCGCUACCUCGACCAAUUCGGAAAGACCAAAGUCCACCACCAAACGUGCCCUUAUUUUGGCAUGCCUAACCCACCUUCGCCGUGCCCUUGCCCUCUCCGGCAGGCCUGGGGCAGCCUCGAUGCGCUCAUCGGCCGCCUCAGGGCCGCCUACGAGGAGCACGGGGGGAAGCCCGAGACAAACCCUUUCGGAGCGAGGACGAUUAGGGUUUUCCUGAGGGAGGUCCGCGAUUUCCAGGCGAAGUCGAGGGGGAUUAGCUAUGAGAAGAAGAGGAAGAGGCCCAAGCAGAAGGUACUACCGUUGCAACCUCAUGUCUAGUUAAGGCUGUGUGUUUGGAUCGUGAAUUUUCAGAAGGAAUCUCGAUUGGCGAGGGCCGAAAUCAAAACCCUUUUGGAUGGUGAGAAAUGAUGUAAAGAAUGAGAAUCAUUCUCACUCGUUUUGGAUGAACAAAAAAAGAGGUGAUGAUGAUGAUGAUUAGUGAGGAAGCUGCAUUAGUGUUUUAGUAAUUUCCUUACAAUGGUUCUUUCCCUUGGAAAAUCCUUCUACAAAUUCGAGAUCCAAACACAGUCUAUAGUAUACUGCUAUGGCAUGGAAGCUAUAUAAUUAGUUUAUAUUUAUGGUAUCUGGGUAUGUUGAAGUGGUUUUUCAAAACCAUGUUUGGAUAUAUAUAUAUAUGUGUGGGUAAUCUUCCAUUUUGCUUUUACUGGAAAUAGUAGGGUUUGGGGUUACUAAGAAUGGAAAUGGCAGGAAUUUCCAGUAAAUUGUAGUAGCAGAUAUAGUUGUAAACUAUUGAUAAUCAUUUUGGCUUUGCAGAUACGUUACUAAAAGCUACAUUUAC
Rhododendron vialii is the source of this 1349-nucleotide messenger RNA. RefSeq names its product protein LIGHT-DEPENDENT SHORT HYPOCOTYLS 1-like. Gene Ontology annotation, biological process: response to light stimulus; mRNA transcription. Gene Ontology annotation, cellular component: nucleus. The record is from RefSeq and is a predicted model, not a curated record. Bases 317 to 829 code for a protein of 170 amino acids. Lineage: Eukaryota; Viridiplantae; Streptophyta; Magnoliopsida; Ericales; Ericaceae. The transcript is spliced from 2 exons.